Messenger RNA from Bufo gargarizans (Asiatic toad), 2613 nucleotides. It is a transcript of the gene RDH14, whose product is annotated as retinol dehydrogenase 14. The record is from RefSeq and is a predicted model, not a curated record. Lineage: Eukaryota; Metazoa; Chordata; Amphibia; Anura; Bufonidae. Bases 65 to 1039 code for a protein of 324 amino acids. The transcript is spliced from 2 exons.
CGCCCCCAGUUCCCCUCUGCAGUGCAGGUGACUUUCGCUCCGCCAGGACCUGCCCACAACCAGUAUGGCGACCGGCUCCUCGGCGCUGAUGGUAGCGGCGGCCGUGGCGUUGGGCGGGGGGCUUAUCUUAGUGGCUCGCCGGCUGAUGACCGGCGGCAGUGUCCAGGCCGCGGCCUCCGCUCUCAUGCGGGGCAAGACGGUAAUUAUCACCGGGGCUAACUGCGGCAUAGGCCGGGCGACCGCGGCGGAGCUGCUCCGGCUGCAGGCCCGGGUCAUCCUGGCGUGCCGGGACCCGGAGCGGGCGGAGGAGGCGGCCCGGGAGCUGCGGGAGGAGACCGGGGACAGCGGGGAGGUGGUGGUGAAGCAGCUGGACCUGAGCUCCCUGAAGUCCGUGCGGCGCUUCUGCCAGGAGGUAGUGAGGGAAGAACCUAAACUUGACGUCCUCAUCAACAACGCGGGGGUCUUCCAGUGCCCCUACACGAAGACUGAAGAUGGCUUUGAGAUGCAGUUUGGGGUCAACCACUUGGGCCACUUCCUGCUCACCCAUCUGCUGCUCGGCCUCCUGAAGAGUUCUGCUCCCAGCAGGGUUGUGGUCGUCUCCUCCAAACUUUACAAAUACGGGGAGAUCAAUUUCGACGACUUAAACAGUGAGAAGAGCUACAGCCGAGGUUCCGCCUACAGCCGCAGCAAGCUGGCCAACAUCCUGUUCACCAGAGAGCUGGCCAGGCGCCUGGACGGUACCGGGGUGACCGUCAACGCGCUGCACCCCGGCAUAGUCCGAACCAAUCUAGGAAGACACAUUAAUAUUCCUGUCCUGGUAAAACCUCUCUUCAACGUGGUCUCUUGGGCUUUCUUUAAAUCCCCAGUUGAAGGAGCUCAGACGUCCAUCUACUUGGCCUCCUCUCCAGAAGUGGAAGGGGUGUCCGGCAAAUACUUUGGGGACUGCAAAGAGGAAGACCUUUUACCUAAAGCUAUGGAUGACUUGGUUGCCAGGAAACUCUGGGACAUAAGUGAAGUUAUGGUGGGACUUAUUAAAUGAAGUUCAACUUCAGCCAUCAGUUCACCGGAAAUAGAUGGAAAUGCUGAUUGUCUCCUUAUCACAAACUCACUUGGUCGCCGUGUCCUCCUCCGCUCACCGGACGACAAUUCUGGUCAGAAGUUACCAGGUUGUAUCCGUCUCUCCGCAAGCUGGGUGUCUAAAUGAUGGACGCCUUGGAGGAACCUGCCGGAUACUCAGUGCCGCAUUUCCUUCCGGUGAUACAUGACCGAUCCUUCACUGCAUCGUGAUUUCCAUUAUCAACAGAACCUACGGCACUUUCCCUAUAGAUUCAGUGUUUGUGCCAGAAAGCGCUCUCCGACAGGUAGACACUCGCCCGAUGUGUCCUCCAUUGGGCUUUUAUACAACAUCUGAAGUCGAUUCACAUUGUUCUAAUACUGUACAGAGCAGGAGCGCCGUACAGUAUUAGAAUGUAUUGGCUCCGAUGAGCCGAAGUUAAUAUUUUGCAAGACUUUGGGUAAUAACUUCAUAAAUUGAUUUCUAUUGUAAAAGCCCAUUUCCCGAACUCUGGUUCGGUUCCAAGAUACCACCCGGUACCGCUUUAUGCAAAUUUGCUCAUCCCUAAUUGUUAAAAUGGAUCGUAUGUAACACGGGCGUAGACUUAGACCGGCGCUGGAUGCGCCGCAGUUAUGUAGAGGUCGCUGCCUGUACAUAACUUUGGCAGAUCCACCUACAGAGCAGGGAUUAUAAAGACCAGCAUCUUAAUAAAUGACCCCCCACACGGCAGGAGAUUGCCCUGGUGUAUACGCCAAACGUACAGAGAGCACAGUGUGAACAGGACAUCACCCACAGGGAUUGCCAUUCAGUUGCUGGAGUCCUACGAGACGGGGCAUGUCCCCAAUUCUGAAGUGGCUUCGGAGCUGUAAAGGGUAUGGGCGCACGGCGACCAGGCAAGCCGCAACGGUGUUGUAUAUAAGGGCGUAGUGAACCUAGAGGGGGAACGGAUUCAUAUAUUACGUAAAGCUAGAGGGGCAACUACCUCACUGGCAGAUCAGCCUCCUGCUAUCUGUGAUGGGUCUGUUUUUUACCUGUCCGUGUGUCAUCCGUGCUUCGCUGACACUGCAGCUGAAAAAUUUAUUUUUAAAGCAUGUCUUCCUAAUGAUCCAUGAAACAUGGAUGGCAUCUGUGUUACAUACGGAACCAUAGACUAUAAUGGGUGCAAUGGAUGUGACCACGGACAAACACAAACCUGCGGAACGCGCUAAAACACGGAUGUGUGGGUACGUUUGCUGUCCAUGUAGAACACGUACAGCAAACGUCCGUGGAACACGGACUUGUGAACGAGGCUUUGACGCAAUUAAAACCAUAUAAUUGGAUCUGUAAAGGGAAUUAAGAACAUGUUACACGUCAGAAAGAGCUGCAUGUUAGACGCUAGAAAGAGCGGUAUUCGCGAGCGCGUUCUAAUGUCCGGCUGGCUUUCUGUCAUCGCUGAUAUUACUUAAGGUAAGGCCGAGUUCACACGAACGUGUGUGACCCGUGCUGCAGCCCGCAAAUUGCAGGCCGCAAUGCACGAUCGCCGGCCGUGGGUCAGCCGCAUCGGAUCGCGGACCCAUUCA